UCUUACGGAGUUCGCUGUUCGCUAUCUACAGUGCGUUCUGGAAUUGAGUAUUGCGGUCACGGUGAUAAUACAGCGAGCUUGAACUGUGCGAAUCGACUAUUAUUGUUAGUUUAAAGUGCACAUUUAACUUUUUUAUGUAAAUCGUUUGUUCAUUUAAAAGUAACUAGUGUUAUUAGAUAUAGUAUAUUCUAAAAAUAGAGAAACAUGGAAUACUUUAAGAAAAUAUCUAUAACUGGACGACGAAAUCAUUUUUAAAUUUCACAAUGGCCCAAUUUAAUAGAUGGUCGGUGUUAAAACUUUUCGAAGUUAUUUUGGUGCUAGCAUGUUUAGUUUUCAAACGCGUAACAGACGAUGAAGCUUCAAGAGUGUUUCUGUAUCUACAAAAAAUAUCCAGAGAAUGGAGUCUGUUAAACAAUAUAACUUGGAGUAGAGUCGGUGCUGCAGUCGCAGAUGUUACUUAUGGAGGUUACUUAAUAAUCACUGGUGCCUUAUUUUUGGGUCACAUCGUUGAGGAACUGCCAACCACGAGAAGAAUAACUGAAUAUAUAUUACUAGGGAUAGGAACUAUAUUGUUCGUAGUAAUGGGUAGUCUUUCCUUCGCUGCAUUAGACUCCGUUCCUCCAAGUCUGGUAGACAACGCAGCUAUAGUAGGAACGCUAUCUCUGGUAGUUGCAGGUCUCUUCCUUCUUGAUAUGGGCGGCCCAAAGAAACGACCGCCUAGAUCUCAACAACCCAAACAAAAGAAGAACGUUGUAGUUCCUCCAGGCAGUAUUACAAAAGGAGUUAUUGAGACAGAAAGAUAUAAGGACGCAGCGAAGACGGACCAGAAGGAAAGUACAAAACCUGAGGAGAUACAAUUUAAAAAGAUAGAAAAGGGUGUGAAAACUGAAAAGGACAAAAAUGAAAGUAAUGGAAUUACUGCUAUUGAAAUGCAAAAUACAAAUAGUUCUAAUAAAGGUUACCAAAGAAUGAGGGAGGACUCUUUUAGAAGAUUUGGAAUAUACGGUCAAGACGUCACUGAUGAAGGAAGCACAGAAGCUGAAGACAUGGAAAUACCUCCACAUGGUGGUGAGCAUUCACCAGUUUGGAGUAACAUAAGAAGAGGAGAAUAUGGAAAAUAUGACAUAGUAAAUCCUAAAUUCGUUUUAAGAAGAUCCGAUAGACGACAGCAACAAGAAGAAAUUCGACCUCCUAGCAGCCCGGGUGAUCCAGGAUAUGUACAAUAUACUGCACAACACUGGGGAGAAGGUGGCACCAAAACUCCCCGACCUAGUCCAACUGAACCAACUCAAGUUUAGUUAUUUUUACAAAGACAUUUGCAUCUUUUUUAUAAGUAAUGUUAAGUCAUUUAUGCCAUAUACUUUGUAUAUUUUAAUACAGCACCUCUAUAUAUACAAUAGAUUAUUGUUUAAUACAAUGUUAAAGAAAAAGUUGACUGUUCUUAUUGUAAAUUAUAGGUACAUAGAUAUAAACCUGUUCCAAAAUAUUUUCGAUAGAAGUGCGAGCCAACGCAUACAUGUCAAUGUGUGUAUUCUAAAAGUUUCUUGGUUCAAUUUCGGUGUGUAGUUUAGAAUCUAGAAUCUAUCUUUGACUCUAAAUUAACACAUUGACGGUCAGACCUGCUAUAGCCGUCAUGUAUACUGUGACGCACCUGCUACAGCCGUCCAAUAAUAAUUAUCUUUGUAGGACAGACCGGUUGAGGGUGGCACAUUUUAUACUAUUACACCAUUAAAAAUACAUGUUGGUGUCCCAGGAAACGUGUGUGCAAUGUUGGUUGCCUGCAGUUUAGGUAUCUACCGCCAAUUAGAAGAGUCAUUCUGUAUGCGGAUAAUCAAGUGCGUUGGUUUGGUCACAGUAUAUAGUAUGGAACCUCUAUAUACUUGGUCGAAAAUACGUUAGCUGGUGUCCGUCAAUGUGUUAAGCUCUAUGCUACUCAUUCCAUUAAUGCAUAGGGCAGAGCAACAGAGCCUGAAUCCUAGCAUACCAUUUAUUAGGGUUAUUAUAUGAACAGUAUCUUCUUUUAGUACUUUCUUAAUAUCUACAUUUGUUCUGCUUAUAUAUUUAUUUUGUAGUUUUGAAAGAGCCUGAAUCCUAGCAUACCAUUUAUUAGGUUUAUUAUAUAAACAGUAUCUUCUUUUAGUACUUUCUUAAUAUCUACAAUUUGUUCUGCUUCUAUAUUCAUUUUGUACAGUUUUGAAUGGUUCCAGUAUUAUGGUUCUCAUGAUGUUAUUUCUUUCCACUAUUCGUAAGCCGAUUCGUAUUCAUAUUUUUUACUGUCGUUGUUUCUGCUGUGUACAAUAAUAUUGAUAAAUAUUGUGUUAUAUAUGUUUAUCGUAGUUUUCUUUAGAAUUACACACAAAUAUUGAAUAAGUCAGGUGACAAAACACAUUCUUGUCUAAUCCCUCUCACUGUUCUAAAUUGCAGAACUUCUGAUCUAGUCGUACUGCUGCUAUAUUGGACUGGUACAAAUUUAAAAAAAAAUCUUUGUCCAAUGCUAUUUGAAUGUAUUCAUUUUUUUUUUCGAAUCCUGAGAAAACUAAUGAGUAUUUUUGAAAAAUUUAAAGGCAGAAUAAAAGAUUACGUUAUUGCCGAGAGCCGAAAGUCCCUGAAAACUUAUAUAAUGUUUAUUUGAAUAAGGGGUGAAAAACAAAGAAAAUUUUUAAUUUCAAAAUAUUUCAUUCAAAAGAAACUUUUUGUUAGUUCUAAGGGACUUUCGGCCCUCGGCAAUAAUGUAAUCUUUCAUUCUGCGUUUAAAUUUUUGAAAAAUAUUUAUUAGUUUCCUAAGGAUUCGAAAAAAAAUGAAUGCAUUUAAAUUGCAUGGGACCAAGAUUUUGCACCUACCCCCAGAAUAAGUGUCACCAGGUGUAUCGAUCGGUGCAUCCAUCUCUAUUAAAAAGGACCAAAGAGUUAUUCAGAUUAUACAAUCGAAUGCCUUGUGGUAGUCAACAAAGCAUAAUAUUAUCAUAAUAAUUGAGAUUCUUUCGACUUUUCUAUGAGCUAUAUCUACGAUGCUAAGUCAUAGGUUCAGGAUUUCCUUACAUGUACCUUUUUCCUUUACAAACCUCGCUUGUUGUUGUAUUUGAUAUUGUAGGUAAGUAUUUAAUCUGUUUUUGAUGAUAUGCAACAAGAUUUUACAAAAUGUACGUAGUUUUCAGAUCUGGUAGUGGCUCCUUUUUUGUAGUAGAAUAUAAAUUGAGAUACACCAAUCAUAUGGCAAUUUUCCCAAAUUACAAACUCCAGAUAAUAGACGGAGAGGCAGCGCUGAAAAAUCUAUUUGAAUUUGCUAAAGCUAAAUUUUUCAGUUGAUUACUGUGAUUGUGUAGAGAAACAUACUGCGGUCGGUCAAGCGAAACGUAGAACAGGGGUUACUUAAGCGCUGAUUUCCUCGAAAGCGGUGCCGACAAACUGCGACCGUAACACUGCGAUGAAUUACGUCAUAAAAACUGUACAAUGCAAAAUAAUAGCGGUGGUUUCCAAGGAUGCGUUGGAAGCCACCGCUUGCUGAGUUUGCACAUUCCAUUUCCGCAGUGAAAAAUCUUGAAUUUUUCACCGUAAUCUGACGUAAUCCAUCGCAGUGCUACGGACGCAGUUUGUCGGUGCCGCUUUCGAGGAAACCAGCGCUUAAGAGUUUAUCAAAGUUGCUUUCCUACGAAGGUAAUUAAAUCCAUUUACUAAGGCUGAAAAUCAGUACACACACUCUAAAUUGAAUAUAAAUAAAAGUUAUUAUAGUCGGUCAGCUGCAUGACGGGACAGAGCCGGCCGGUCGGCCCCAAUGAAUGUACAGGGUUAUUCACUAUAUUUUGACCCCCUUGUAAACUGCUUUAUUUACAGAAUUAGAAAAA
Molecule: messenger RNA, 3842 nt
Organism: Diabrotica virgifera virgifera (western corn rootworm)
Lineage: Eukaryota; Metazoa; Arthropoda; Insecta; Coleoptera; Chrysomelidae
Exons: 7
Coding region: 264-1298 (344 amino acids)
Source: RefSeq, a predicted model, not a curated record